GAGGCCACACCCGGACAGCCGUACGGAUAUAAUAACGAACUGAAUGGCGAAAACUCAAUGAAUAAUGUGUUUAAUAACGUAGAGAACAAUAUGAGAGAACGACGACUCGAUAUCAAGGCCUUACUCCAUGAAGACGAGGCGCUCCUAUGUCUUACACACCAUCCGAGACUCGGAUGUGAGGACACAACUGUGCCCUUCAGUAAAGCCGACCCAUUGAACAGCGCCUCCAAAAGUAUCUUCGUAUCCGAGGCCCACAUCUGUGAGGCAUACGAGCGCUACUUAGUUAUGGACCGAUACUAUGCCGAACGCAUCGGACAUAAGGCUACAUUCAACGACACGGAGUCUAAUAGAGCGGCAAAAGUGGAUCACAUAUAUAUGGACGAGACAUUGUUUGGUGCGGCGGCCAGUUGUCUACAGGUAACAAUGCAGGCGACAGACGUGUCCGAAGCGUUCACACUAUACGACCAGUUGACUCCAUUAACGCCCAUAAUGUUGGCUUUGGGCGCCGCGACCCCUAUUUUUAGG
This is a messenger RNA of Medioppia subpectinata, 525 nucleotides long. The record is from the annotation of a GenBank genome assembly. NCBI's taxonomy places the organism in Eukaryota, Metazoa, Arthropoda, Arachnida, Sarcoptiformes, Oppiidae.